CCUGUGUGCUCCAGGGGGAGGAGGCAGCUCCUGGAUGAUUUGGGGUCUUUCCAAGGCGGCAGGACACAGUUUGAACCGCGCUGGUGCCACAGUUACCCAACACUUUGGUGUUUUUCACCGCAGUGGGAAUUAAAAGCCAGAAAGCGACACCAGGAGCGAUGCGUAAAAUCAGUUUCACCCGCAGCUCCGACACCGCGAGGGAUGUUCCAGAGAUGGCCUGAACUUUUGAUUUCGUUUUACUUCUGGGGAGGUAACUUUUGUCCACGGUGAGAUCCUGAGGAACAGACUGACGAGGAGCUGGGAUCAUGCAGCGUGUGGAAACAAACUGUGGGUGAUCCCACCGUGGAGCAGCGCACCGCCUGCCCGCCUGUGUGCUCCUGUGGCCGGGGAGGAGAUGAGUGCUCGGGAUGGGACUGUGCCUCGGUACCGAAGUGACAGAGGAGGAGAAGAGGGCGAGGAUCCACAGUGCCAAGAUAGACAGGGACCUGUACGAGUUCGCCAAACGGGACAUGAACCUGGUGAAAAUACUCCUACUAGGUGCAGCAGAGAGCGGCAAAAGCACUUUGGUCAAACAGAUGAAGAUCAUCCACAGUAAUGGAUUCACUAAGCAAGAGCUGACCAGCUUCAAGCCUGCAGUCCUGGAUAACCUCCUGACCUCCAUGAAGUUUGUCCUCCAUGGGAUGGGGGUCCUCCGGAUUAACCUGGCUAACAGCAGGAACAAGAUCCACGCCCAUUCUGUUCUGUCGUGUGGGCGGUGUUUUGACGAAGAUCAGGUGCUCUUUCCUUUCCUGAGCCACGCCCUGUCCUGCCUGUGGACCGACCAGGGGGUGAGGGCGGCGUCAGCCCGGGGAUACGAGUACGAACUUAAUGACUCGGCGCUGUAUUUCUUUGAGAACAUGACGCGCAUCACGUCUCCAGACUACGUGCCCACAGAGACCGACGUCCUGCGUGUACGACUGAGGACGACAGGUGUGAUUGAGACCCAAUUUAAAGUCAGCCACCUCAUUUUCAGGAUGUACGAUGUUGGAGGCCAGCGAACUGAGCGCAGGAAGUGGAUCAGCUGCUUCGAGGACGUCAGGGCGGUGCUGUUCGUGGUGUCGCUCAGCGGUUACGACAUGACCCUGGUGGAGGACCCCUCCAUGAAUCGUCUGCAAGAGAGCAUGAAGCUCUUCUCCUCCAUCUGCAACAAUGUCUUCUUCCGCAGCACAUCCAUGAUAUUAUUCAUGAACAAGAUAGACCUUUUUCAAGACAAGAUUUUACACUCUGGACGACAUCUACGGUUAUACCUGACACAGUUUAAAGGAGCAGACUGCGACGUGGAUUCGGCCGCCCGCUUCAUCGCCGCCACCUUUGUUUCGCUCAACGCCACGGCCAGCAAGCUCAUCUACCACCACUUCACCACGGCGACGGACACAUCCAACAUCCAGGUCGUCUUUCAGGUGGUCAUGGACACGAUUAUCAAAGAGAACCUGGAGGCAGUGUCACUUCUGUGACUGCCAGUGGAUGUCACCGGACAGACGGCCCUGUUUGUGUUUGAAUGUUUCAUUUUAAAAGGCGAACGUAGCAAAGAAAAGGGAUUGAAGAGAACAUGAGGAUCCUCUCAACGAAGCAUUAGUUUUCUCUCUUGAGGAGCAGUCUGGGAGCUUGUGAUGCUUCAUUUCAUGUAGCGUUAAAAAACGUCUGGAAACACAUUAAGGACAGAAGACGACCACUGGCCCAAUCCUCCCAUUUCGACGUGUUUUGUGUGUGUGAGUGUGAGUGGGCAGGCAGGACACAGGGCAUGAGGAGGAUUUACUGUUUGUCCGUUACUUCCCUGGUGCUGGGCUCACUCGUGCAUACCAUGGUGUGUUUUCCACUCAUUAAUCACUGUGUCUCCGCUGUGUGCAUCCCGUGCGUCACACACCCUUCUCCUAAUGAGGCCGUGACGCAGCAAAAGCACCCUAGUUUGCGUUUACUCUUCCUCAGUUGAAAUCACAGCACACAAGGUCAUUAUCAUCUGUGCCUUCGCGCGUUCCCCCGACUCUUGCCAUUCAGAGACGAUUCCGGGACGCUUUAAUAUUGGUAAAUUUGGAAAAUAACAUGAGGAAUCAUCCCUGAAGCCUGGUGACUUGUUUCAUUUACCUACUUGAUGAUUAUUGUUGUAAUAUCUGAAACACACACACACACACACACACAAACCCUGGUUUGUCAAGCAGGAUGCUGCCUCCUCUUUGUGAUUUGUGUGACAUUAACUCGGUGAAGGCUCCCCUGAGCGACUGACUGAGCGAUCGCGGCAGCUCCUCUCUGACUCCAGUAACAAACAAGAUGUGCUAAUGACUGCUACGCUGUGAUAUGGACUCUGAAAGUGAGAGAAAGAGUUUAAAAAAACACCCCCAAGUGCCUUAUGAUGAAGUGCUUUUCUUCUGGUGUGUAAAUAAAAAUGCU
Molecule: messenger RNA, 2424 nt
Organism: Paralichthys olivaceus (Japanese flounder)
Lineage: Eukaryota; Metazoa; Chordata; Actinopteri; Pleuronectiformes; Paralichthyidae
Gene: gnav1
Product: guanine nucleotide binding protein (G protein) alpha v1
Biological process (GO): adenylate cyclase-modulating G protein-coupled receptor signaling pathway
Cellular component (GO): heterotrimeric G-protein complex
Molecular function (GO): G protein-coupled receptor binding; GTPase activity; guanyl nucleotide binding
Source: RefSeq, a predicted model, not a curated record